AUGGCUGAAUGUUUUUGUUGUUUUCGCUGCUGUUUUGACGGAGCCGGUUUUAGACACAUUCCGUUAAGAGAACUUCCUUUGGUCAAACUUGACACUUCUCAGAUGGGCAAUGAUGUGGUGAUUGUGAAGAAUGGUAGGAGGAUAUGUGGCACGGGGGCUGCUUUGGCCAAUGCACCACUUGUACAGGACAAAGCUUAUUUUGAGGUCAAAAUUCAGAGUUCAGGUUCUUGGGGUGUUGGACUUGCGACACAAAAGUGUAAUGUGAACAAAGUUCCUCAAGGGAACUGCACAGAAUCCUGGGUACUCAGACACGAUGGGAGAAUAUUCCACGACUCACAAGAAAAGGGAAAGCUCUCGGUUCUUCCUGAGGAAGGAGACAUUGUGGGGCUGUCUUAUGAUCACAUAGAACUGAAUUUCUUUGUCAACGGGACUUCAGCCAACUGCCCUAUUACUGGAAUCAAAGGAACAACAUUCCCCUUACUUUAUGUUGACGAUGGCGCGGUGCUGGACGUUCAGUUUGACAAAUUCUACCAUCAGCCUCCAGACAGCUUUAACCCCAUCAUGAUCGAGCAGUCUCUCUUAUAGACCACACACUUCACCUCGCAUGGGUGAUCUCCCUUUCAUGGGAAUAGAGGUGAAAGGUCAACAUACGACAUCCUGAGGUUGGAGAUUGGUGCUUUUAGUCAUCUUGGGAAAGAAGUGAUUUGAUGCAGUCCAACUUACAUUCUUAGGGAAAUACCAUUCGGAAGUGGGGGUGGGGGGCAAUUUGUGUUAUAUAUAUAUACAGUGUCAUACUUACAACACAUAAAGUAAAAUUGUAUUUAAAUUAUGUAUGAAUAAGAAAAUAUAAGCAAUUUGCUGCAGUCAACUUUACCCAGGAGGCAUGGGUGGCCAUGUGCCCUCCACGUUACCCUGUUAGUGUGCUGAGAAGGUGUCUGACAUAUCAGAAAACCUGGGCCUGGUUGUUCGAAUUCCUGGAUUAGCACUAACCCUGAGUUAAGUGCCUAACCCGAGUUAACUUUAAUCACUGAUUGAAAAAUGUGUUGAAGGAAUGUUGGUUAGCACUAACCACGAGUUAAAUUUAAUCACUGAUUGAAAAAUGCAUUGUUUGAACAUUGGUUAGCACUAACCAUGAGUUAAAUAUAUACCCUAACCCUGUGUUAAAGUUAAAGCAGCUCUGACCUGCGGGUAAAUGUCUAACCAGUGAUUAAGAGUGGCGAAUUUGAUUCCAUUUGUAUGUUUAGAUGAGUUUUAAAUGUAAAAUUGUGCUGAAAUAGAAUAUCGGCAUCAAUUACAGUGACGUCAAAUUCCCAUGAAAUGUUUUUGAAUAGAUGGUUCAUUAAUUUGAUUUGAUUUUAUUUUGGAUUGUGGGUAGUGGGAGGUUGGUCAAAUUUGGGAAACACAUCGAUGUGUAUGAACUGUCCUUUAUUAUUAAAAAUUCUCCAUUAAAUAACAGUAUGAAUAAUGAAAAGAAUCAGUUGUAAGACUGGUUACCAGACGUUUCGUCCCCAAGUCAGUUCUCCCCAAGUUGGUUCAACCCCAACGAAUAGGCAGUUCACUCCCAACUAUUUGUCAGUUCGUCCCCAACUAUUAGUUAGUUGGCCUCCUCACUCAUUAUUAUGUCAGAUAUUAAAUAUGGAUGGUUUUGGUGGAUAUUGUUUUUUCAUUAUACCAUGAGGAUCAAGAAAAAGGAACAGAUCUAAGCUUAGUGUGUUAAAUAUUAUAAGAAAAAAUGUAUGAACACCACAAAUAUCACAGUUAAUACAAAAGGGAUUUAAUUAAAUUGGUUUUAACGGUUAAUCAUGGAACUAAAAUAAAUUAGGUUGAUGUUUUGAUAAUACCAAACAGUGCUUUGACCCACAGAUGAUGGGGCCUCUAGGUGGUAUUCACUUUGCCCGCCCUUUACUAGUGGGAUUAACAAAUGGGGUCAGUUUCGGUCAUUAGUUCUGAAGCAUCGAGAAGAUAAUUACCAUUAGAAAAAGCAUACAGUGAUUAAAGUUAACUAUUAAUAUAUGGUUUGGUCAGUCUCAUUUUUUCAUUUUAUUUAUUUAUUUAAUUAUUUUAUUUUAUUUUUUCUUCUGGAUCCGGGGAUGGGAGAGAGUCCAGGGAUGGGGGCGAGUCCAAGAACGGGGGAGAGUCCGGGGACGGGGGUGAGUCCAGGGACGGGGGUGAGUCCAGGGAUGGGUGGCUGUCCAACUGAGUUGCUCCGGGUGAUAGUUGAUUUUUUUCUUCGUCUUCUUCUUCCUCCCCUUUUCUUAGUAUUCAUUAUUAUAAUUAUGAUCUAUUAUCAUUAGUUUACUUAGUAUUUUAGUCAAGUAAUGUGUGCCUAGGGAAGGCUGGUCCAGACUGGGUGGAUGCUUGCACAUUAGUUGGGUCUAUAUGACAAUUUUUGUUUAAUAGCAUGCCUGACAACACAAAAUUAUAGUCUGUGGCAGGGGUACUGUUUCUGUGUCUUAGUUUGCUUGUUUUAUUUCAUUUUUAUAAACCCAUUUUAACAUAAAUACAGGCAUGUUUAUAAACUAAUGUAAUAAAUGUAUAUUUUUAAUAUUAGGUUUCAGUCAUGCUGAAUGACCAUCUGUUUCCCUCCAAUUGUUUCUGGGUUCUUAAACACUAAAGGGCUUACAAAUUUGUGGAGUGGGUGGCAGAUGUCUUAACAACAUAUUUGUGUUAUUUUCAACCUCUGGACCAUGGAUUUUGAUUAAUUUCAAUCAUUCGCUGACCUUAAAAACUUAAAGGGCAUAUAGUUAACAAUAAAGUUUAAUUGUUAAUAAUGAAAUUAAGUAAACUUGUUUUCUCUUUCUCUUUGGACCAAAUGCCUGCUCUAAAAUGUGUCAGUAAUUUACAAAUGUGCAAUAGCCUCCUAUAUGUAGGCUGAAAUAAAUCUUCAUCAUACAUGUAAUGCAAAUCAUAUGCACACAUAUUUUUGUCGAACAAGACUAUUUUCAUAUUCUUUCUUUCCAUCCACUGUUAAACUAUGUCAGCUGUUAUUAGGCAUUCUUCAUCACUACAUACAUGUAGAUAUAAAAUUCAAAUUGAACAUUUUUAUCAGUUACACUAUCAUACUUUUAUAACAUCAGUAGAAUGCAGCAGACAUUACACAUCCGACUCCAUUUGGGUCAUAAAUUCUCACGAGACGUGACAACCUACAUGUAGGCUAUCUUGUGCUUGCUGAACGCGUCUUACACUUUUGUCCACUAUACAAUGUCGUUCGAAAUACUCAUUUGUCAGAUUUUCAAAAUCUUAAUUGUAAUAUUUUCCUGUUAGGUGACCCAAACCUCAUUCUCCAAGAAAAUAAUGUUAUAUUCAAACAUAUAAGCGUACGAGACGGGUCUUGGAAACAAUUCUCAAAUUCGGGUAAAAAACAAUAGAGAACUUCGGGCAAAAUGAGGUGGCUGGAACACUUAAUCAUGUACUUUCAUUAUUCUGCCAACAAUUUUAGUUGUAAUUCAUGUAAACAUGCGUGGCGAUUCAUUUGUAACCCUAUAUAGCUGUUUAAAAGUAAUGCUAAUAUGAAUAAACGUUGUGAUCUAAA
Messenger RNA from Gigantopelta aegis, 3532 nucleotides. Its product is annotated as SPRY domain-containing protein 7-like. Gene Ontology annotation, molecular function: protein binding. The transcript is spliced from 5 exons. NCBI's taxonomy places the organism in Eukaryota, Metazoa, Mollusca, Gastropoda, Neomphalida, Peltospiridae. The record is from RefSeq and is a predicted model, not a curated record. The coding region runs from base 1 to 585 and encodes 194 amino acids.